GAAAUGAUAAUGAAUCUAGAAUAUAAUAAUCUAUUAUUAUCAUAUGUGAUUAAUUUUUCAAAUCUGCCCAAAAAAAUUAAAAAUGCAUUUGAUGAGCAAGCACUAAUAGCAAUGACAGCUCUACCGAUAAAAUUCCAUCGAGACAUGGAUCCUACUUUAGAAAAAUACCUUGCUUCCUUGUAUGAAAACCAACAAAUAUGCGAAAAAUUAUUUCCGCAAAUGUAUAAUGAUAAAUGUAAAUUAAUACGCUUUGGACAUGAUUCAAAAAAUAAAAUGCUCGAUGAACUUAUUGUGAAGAAAUGCAUAUAUUUGUCUAAUUGGAAGAACCUCUGUAAUGAUAUUUGUAAAGCUGAAUUGUUGCUAUUCCAAGCUUAUG
This is a messenger RNA of Racocetra persica, 376 nucleotides long. NCBI's taxonomy places the organism in Eukaryota, Fungi, Glomeromycota, Glomeromycetes, Diversisporales, Gigasporaceae. The record is from the annotation of a GenBank genome assembly.